Neltuma alba is the source of this 5700-nucleotide messenger RNA. RefSeq lists its product as uncharacterized. The record is from RefSeq and is a predicted model, not a curated record. The transcript is spliced from 11 exons. Gene Ontology annotation, molecular function: zinc ion binding. Bases 418 to 5241 code for a protein of 1607 amino acids. NCBI's taxonomy places the organism in Eukaryota, Viridiplantae, Streptophyta, Magnoliopsida, Fabales, Fabaceae.
AAAAUUGCAGAGUGAAGUGGAAGGAUUUGGAAUCCGUUUGAACUUUCCGUCAAGCUCAUUUGAGUGAGCACUGAUCGGUGCACCGAUCUCCACAGUCUGAUCUUGUUCCCCUGAUCCAAAGUUGAUUACUAUUCGUUAUUUGUGUAAAUCCAAGUAAUGAUUUGUGUUUUGCUUCAUAUGCUGGUACAUCAAUGAAGGCUCGGCAUAUGGCAUGAUCACACUCGGUUUCAGAGGCCUCUUUUGGGUUUCGGAGAGUUUUGGGACUGUUGUUGUGGGUUGGUCUUUUUUUCCUUCUUUCCUUCCCAAAAAAACAGAGAAAAUUUUCGCUCCUUGGUUUUGUUUUUCUACUUUGGGUUGGAUUGAAGUGAUGCUCGACUUCAGGGAAAGUUCCUCUGCGGUGGGGUUACGGUUAAGUUUAUGGAGGUAGGUAAUAUUGGGUGGGUGGGCAAGAUGGAAGAGAAUACUGAGCUCGAGGAAGGAGAGGCAUGCUAUAAAGAUCGUGACGACAACAUUGACCUUGGUUCUCUUUCUUGCAUUGAUGAGAGGAUUCAGCAUGUUCUUGGCCAUUUUCAAAAGGACUUUGAAGGUGGUGUUUCUGCUGAGAAUCUGGGUGCAAAAUUUGGUGGCUAUGGUACUUUCUUGCCUUCCUAUGAAUGUUCUCCUUUUCGAUCUCAUCCAAAGACCUCUCAAAAGAACUACUUGUCACUAAAAUCUCCUUACAAUAACCUUGUGGAGGCUACAUCCAACAAUUCAACAGUACCUUCACGUGUGCCUCCUUCUACAAGGCUUGGAACUGCUCCCUGUGGCACUAAUUCAUUACAAAAUGCAAGAGCAUUUUCAAUUGAUGAUUCGAUGAAUAAAGAUGUAGGAAUUUCUUCCAGUGUAGGUGCUGAAAGUUUUUCUUUCAAUGAUGAUAGUACUGAUAAGUCAGGAAAACCAACUGACCAAAGAACUCUGAAAUUUCGAAUUAAAAUGAAAUAUGAUAACUUAGCUCAAAAGAAUGCAGCGAUUUAUAGCGGUCUUGGGCUUGAUACCUCUCCAUCUUCAUCAAUGGACAACAGUCCCAUAGAAACUGGGAGAGUGCCACCUGUAUCUCAACAGACCGGUGAACAAUCUCCAACUGGCAUAAUUCAGGCUAUGACUUCCUUCCCCAUCCCAGGGGGUGUGCUAAUAUCACCUCUGCAAGAGAGUAUGCUUUACUUGAAAAGAAGGGAAAAAAUUCAUGGAGACGGAAAAUCUUUGUCUGCUCUUAAUGGUCAAGAAAAUUGUUCCAUGUCUGAUGAUUCAGAGUCUAUAAUGGGAGAGGAAGAUUUGUUGAAGAAGAAAAAAGUGAGAAUAUUGCAUCCAAAGAAAAGAUUAGGAAAUAAAACUCCAGACUGUAAGGAUUUUCUCUUUAAUGACUUGAAAGGCACCCCUCUGUUCAGUUCAUUCUGUGACGCUGGCAAAACUGCUGAGAUGAUUGGUAGAGCUUCUGAAGUCUCCAAGAAGGUCAGUAAGGAUGGGGCAAAUGGCAGAAUGGUGUCCACUGAAGCAGUGAAGGAGGAGUUGUUGGAGUCAAUUUCUGGCCAGGAUUUUGACAAUAGUGAUAAGAAACAUAUGGGAAGUGGUUCCAGGCAGAGGGUUAUAGAGCGUAAGCCGGCAAAUUCACUUAAAAAUAACUCUCUUGGUCCUAAUAAUAAUGGCCAGGGUAAAGGAUCUAUCAGUUCUCAGAAGGCUGACCUUGAUGUAAUAAAGUGUUUUGGUGAAGAUUCUCAAAAAGUUGAGACUAAUAGGAAAGGAAAGCUGUUAUCUGACGGCAAGCAUAAGUCUAAAGGGGAUCAGAGUCCCAGUAAAGCUGUUGCUAUUGCAAAAAAAGACACUUUCGAGGCGGGUAAUAAUGAAAUGGUAAACAAUAAAAAGAGUUCUGGCUUUGGCGAUGAUUCUAAAAGCAAAAUGGCUAAAACAAAGUCAUCAAAGUAUAAUGAUGUUGGAGGCAGUGGUGCACAUUCAUUGAAACAUGACGAAGUGGAAUGCAUAGCUGAUGGAACAGACCCAGUAGAUGGGAGUAAAUAUGAAGUUAAAAUAAAGGAAAGGCAAAGCAGUGAUAAAAUGGAGAAGUUGAUAUGUGGUCCAGGCAUAAAAGAUGCUUUAAAUGCAUGUCCUGUUGCCAGAAAUAAAUCUGCUCCUGAAAUGGUUCAAACGGCAGCAGCACCUCAACUUAUUGAAGAAAAUUGGGUUUGUUGUGAUCGUUGCCAGAAAUGGCGGCUUCUACCUAUUGGUAUAAAGCCAGAGCAGCUUCCGGAGAAAUGGCUGUGUAGUAUGCUAAACUGGCUGCCUGGAAUGAACCGGUGUGACAUCAGUGAGGAGACGACAACUAAAGCACUUUAUGCCUCAUGUCAAAUGCCCACUUCUGAAGGACUAAAUAACAUCCAAAAUUCUGCCUCUGGGGCUGCAACUGGACUGGGCUCUGCUGGUGCUUGGCAAUUGGGCCUCGCUCACCAGAACUCCUUUUCUGAUGCAUUGUCUGAUCAAAGGAAAAAGAAACUUGGUGCCAAGGAAAAGAAAAAGGCAGAAAUCAGUACUGAUAAUCUUCUGUCCUCUGAUGCCACUCAGAACCGUGCUGAAGAAUCUGGAAAAAUUCCAAGUCACGAGCAUCAUGCAGAGGGAAACCUAAUGAGGAGACCUAUUUCUCAACAAUAUAGCAAGUUGAAUAGCUUGAUAGAAGCAAAACACAUUCCAAAAGAGAAAGAAAAGAAAAUGAAUGGAGGUGAUGGAAAACAUGGUAAAUUGAAGCGUAAAAUGGAAGCUGAUAAACAUCAACCGAGAACUCUUGUGAAGCAGAAGACUGAAAAUAUUUACGUUGCUGAUACACAGCUGAGUCCUGGCAUGGACCUAGAGAAGGUGGCUCAAAAUUCAAUAAAUGGUUUUCCAACAAAGGCUAGUGGGAAGGAUAUGCGGAAAUAUGAUGAGUAUUGCUUAUAUGAAGAUGUAGCGGACAAGUUAGCAGGUCCUGUAAAGAAACAAGGAGACCAGACUCAGGUCUUGUCAGAUCAUGGGUCCCUGGAUCUAAAAAGCCAUAGUGAAAAUGGUUCUUCCUUGAAUAAAAGGAAAUCGGAGGACUGGCAGGAUGCCAAUAAGCUUCACAACAUGUCCUUGCAGGAUGAUAGACAGUAUGGUAAAGGCAGCGCAAGUGGCUGUAGGAAGGAAAAGAAGUUUAAAGUUUUGAACCCAGAGGCAAAGUUAUGCACUGAAAGUGAAUAUAAAAUGAAGAGAAAAGAUGAGAUGAAUCAAAGUUGCUUGUCAGGAAGUAAAAAUCAUGCUGCUAUUGGUGCAGAAGUUGGAAGUGUUGAUAAGAUCUAUCCUCAAAGAAAGCAUGAUGAAAAGUUUGCGUCUAGCAAAGUUUUGGAUGAUGGUGAUCCACUGGGCAGGGAUUUGGGCUCUGGAUUGCUAUCAUUGGCGGCAACUUCAAGCUCUUCUAAGGUUUCAAGUUCUCAUAAAUGUAAAACCAACCAUGCAGAUAUGAAAGGUUCACCAGUAGAAUCUGUUACCUCGUCUCCUUUAAGGAUCCCCAAUGACAGGAAGGGAAAGCUACCAGUAAAAGCGAAGGAGGAGAGAGUUUCAUGUGACUUUCAUUCUGAAUCCCUCAAAUUUGCUUCAAUUGGGUCCCAUGUUGGGGAUGCUGAAGACAAAGCUGGUAUUCAAGCUAAAACUUCUGAAGUUAGGGACAACCAUUUGCUUAAUUUUGAUGUUGCUACUGUACAACAACAUGGUCAUUGUGCUAAUUGCAAAAGCAGAGUGAAUAAGUGCAACCAGGAAAGUGCACUUUCUUGGGAAAAAUCUGGUAAGGUUGCGCCAUUGAGGGGUAAAGAAGAAGAUAAAUGGUCUGGUUCUGAGGUUGAUAGGAAUAAGACUAAGUUUUCUGCUUCAGAGAAUGGUUAUUUCAAAAAUAGUGGGGGCCAAGAAUCAGCUGCUGAUCCCAAUUGUGAUGCAUUUAGUCGGGGGUCAAAAAGUAAUGCCAAAUGUAGUUUUGCCAAGUCUAAAUGCGAGGGUAAGAAAAAUUCUGUUAGACUUUGUCCAGGUGAAAUUGGAAAGCAAACUGAACUAAGACGAAAAGAUUCUGAGAAAUCAGAUCCAAAAGUGGAUGCUUCAUUUAGCACUAGCAAAGAAAUUCUCUCCCAGGAAAACCUAAUACAGGAUUUAGAGGAUGGAAAUAAAGUUGAUACUGUUUGUUCAGAAUCACGAGAUGGCAAAUCAAAAGUUCUAUCAUCUUGGAUGGGUGAAGAAAAGGGGGAAACACUAUCAGGCUCCAGAACUGCAUGCGAGUCUAAAAAAGGAGAUACCUGUAUUGAGCAUCCAAUCCAUGCAUCAACCAGUGGUGAUGUGGGCAAGUUAACGAAAAUUUCUGCUGGUGCCAGCGGCAAGGGUGGGGUUAAUUGUAGUUCAGGAGCCUCUGGAGCUGAUCGGCCAUUCCCUGGGACGAUCCCAGUGAGAAAAAAUUCUAGCCAAAUGGCCUAUGACACCCUGAAAGAAGCCACAAACCUAAAAGAUAGAGCUGAUCAUUUUAAGAGCUCUGGGUUUGAAUUUGAAAGUAAUGAGACUUUCUUUGAAGCUGCCUUGAAGUUUCUUCAUGGAGCCUCGCUUCUAGAAAAUUUUGACAAGGAGAGUAGCAAGCAUGGAAAUAUAAGUCAAAUGCAAGCCUAUACUACUGCAGCUAAACUUUUUGCAUCUUGUGCCGAUGAAUAUGAAAGACACCACGAGAUAGCUGCAGCUGCCUUGGCACAUAAAUGCAUGGAGGUUGCGUAUAUGAGAGUGGCUUAUAGUAAACAUUCUAGUAUAAACAGGGAUCGAAAUGAAUUGCAAUCAACUCUACAACCGGCUCCUCAAGGUGAAUCUCCUUCAUCUUCUGCAUCAGAUGUUGAUAACUUGAAUAAUCAGGCAGCAGCGGAUAAGUUUACUUUGCUCAGGGGUACUGGGACUCAUGUUGUCAGUAACCAAGUUAUAUCUGCUCGACAUCGCUCAAAAUUUGCCCGUCUUCUUGACUUUACUCAGGAUGUAAAUUAUGCAAUGGAGGCCUCUAGAAAAUGCCAGAGUGCUUUCGCAGGUGCUAUCAUGAUCAUGGAAGAGGCACGGAAUGGGGACUGCUUAACUUCUAUGAGGAGGGUAAUUGAUUUGAGCUUCCAGGAUGUAGAUGAGCUUGUAGGUCUGGUUUGGACUGCAAGAAAAGCCAUAAGUCGCGCUCAUCUCAGUGGUGCUAGAGAUUAACUUGAUACUGUAUAUAAUGUAAGUUUUUGGUUUGGCUUCUCUACCAAUAUGGCAUCCGGAAAGGAAGGGGAAAAAGGGCAUCUUCAUAGGCUGACACUUUGAAACCUGCGAAGAGGCAGGUCGCCCUUCUGUACAUGUGUACAAAAUGAGAUUGAUUAGCAAAUUUUGUAAUCUAUUUUGAAUUUGCUCAGGUUCUUCUUGAUGUGGAAUGGGCACAAUACUCUCACCCUCAAAUUUUUGUAGGUUAGGAAGGGGGAUGAGAUUCCUGCUAUUUAACUGACGCAGGAUGCUCAUUUUAUUAUAGUUCUAUGCUAUAUUCUUUGCUCCACUGAGUUGGAGCCCAGGAAAAUAGAGUCUGGAAAUGUCAGGCAACAAUUUUUGAGGGCAUUGAAUACUCAUAUAGUUAUAAUUGGUCUAUUUUUUUUAUACAAAAGAAAUAGACUCUAUCAUCUUAUGGAA